AACGCAAAGAAUAUAUGUGAGGCGUUGGAAGAUUUGCAUCGAUACAUGGAUGAAAUACGCAAUUGUCGCAGUCCAGUUGACCUCUUUGACAAGGUGUGGGGUGUUAAGAAGUUUUUGCAUCGCAAUGCUGAUUUUUAUUUCUGGGGGGAUAAAACAAUUUUCAAAGAGCUGGAGAAAAUGCAAAACAAGUUCAAGGAAGAUUGGAAACUUUGUUGCUUAAAUAUCUGCAUGCCUAUGAUCAUGGAUCCAUCUUUCCGUUUCAGCCGCAUCAAGUCCUGUCUUUGGUUUGAUGCGGGCAAUUAUCAUUUGAUGAAGCGGAAGUUUGACGAUGAUAUAGAAGAUUAUAUUGAAGAAGUGCAUGACAUAUUGCUCGACCUCUUCUCUGAAUAUUCUGAUCAGGUGGAAGACACAAGCUGCACUUCUGGAGCAAAAACUAGAAAAAAGGCUGUUGUGACGGGACAUGAUACACUGAUGUACUAUUAUCACACCGAUGAAUAUCCGUUCAGUGAGCGUCCUAUGGCAGAACUUGAUCAGUACUUACAAGAGCCAGGUCUCUCUACAGGUGAAUCCAGUGUUCUCCAAUGGUGGAAAGAACAUGAUCUGACCUAUCCUACAAUUGCUCGGAUGGCACGUGAUAUAUUGGCGAUACCACUCAUUUCUGACUACAGUGUAGCGACAAGGACUGCAAGGCGCGCAUUUUGCGAGUCUGGUGUAGGCUGGAUUGAACGGCUUGUGUGUGUUCAGGACUGGCUCAGAUCAGACGGUUCCGCAAACAAUUGAAUGAUUCAGUCUUGAUGGUGUUCCAUACAUGAUUCUAAGCUGAGAUGUUGUGCAGAAUAGAUCGUCUGCUUAGAUAGUUUUCUGGGCAAUAUGCUUAG
Molecule: messenger RNA, 878 nt
Organism: Lolium rigidum
Lineage: Eukaryota; Viridiplantae; Streptophyta; Magnoliopsida; Poales; Poaceae
Product: zinc finger BED domain-containing protein RICESLEEPER 3-like
Exons: 3
Coding region: 46-780 (244 amino acids)
Molecular function (GO): protein dimerization activity; DNA binding
Source: RefSeq, a predicted model, not a curated record